AUGGAGCUCUUGAAAAAUUGUAAAGAUUUUUUCAAGGAUCUUAGAUCAAACACAGACUUUAAUAAAAUGCUUUGCGAUGCUCGAGAACUCGCCGACGAAAUUGACAUACCGGCUAAUUUUGAGCUCAUCCAGCCACGUCAUAGAGUUCGAAGAACGAAUAUUAAUUUCGACUAUGAGGCACAAGAUGAUCCGAUAGAAGAUCCUACUUUGAAAUAUAAGGCAGAGUUUUAUUUUUUCACAUUAGAUAAAGCUAUCAAUGCCCUUGAAUCCAGGUUUGAUUUGAUGAGUUCCCACAGCAACUAUUUCCAAAUUUUAUACAAUAUUUGUGAUUUAAAAGAUACUCCUCAAAACGACGUACUAAAGUAUUGUAAAUAUCUAGAAACAAGGUAA
Messenger RNA from Stegodyphus dumicola, 390 nucleotides. RefSeq lists its product as uncharacterized. Lineage: Eukaryota; Metazoa; Arthropoda; Arachnida; Araneae; Eresidae. The record is from RefSeq and is a predicted model, not a curated record.